CUCUCUCUCUCUCUCUCUCUGCGCGAAACGAAACCCAUUUCCCAUCUCCAUUCCUCACGCCUCCUUCGAGCUCCCCUCCUCGAAGCGCAACACCGCGAAUCCUCCAUGGAGUUCUCCAUCUCUCUCUACGCCCUCUCCUUCCUCCUCCUCCCUCCCCUCCUCCUCUCCCAGCAAGCCUACGUCAACAACAAGCAGCUCGACUGCGACAACCCCACCAACGACAACAACAUCACCCGGGGCUUCGACUGCAACGGCCCCCGCACCCCCUGCCGCUCCUACGUCACCUUCCGCUCCACCGCCGUCUACACCUCCCUCGUCUACGCCGCCUACCUCCUCAACUCCCAGCCUUACAUCGCCGACAUGGCCUCCAUCAACGGCGUCGCGGACGUCCAGCCCCUCGCUCCCGACACUCUAAUCAUCGCGCCCGUCGACUGCGCCUGCGCCUCCUCCUAUUACCAGCACAACGCGUCGUACGUGCUCAAGGCGUCCGACACGUACCUCCUCGUCGCCAACGACACCUACCAGGGGAUCACCACGUGCCAGGCCCUCAUGGCGGAGAACCCGUACGGCGAACGGAACCUGACCGUGGGGAUGAAUCUGACCGUCCCGGUACGGUGCGCCUGCCCGACGGCCAACCAGAGCUCGGCCGGGGUCGAGUACUUGCUCGCCUACCUGGUGACUUGGCACGAUACGAUCUCUUCCAUCGCGGCGAGGUUUGGGGUCAGCGUGCAGAGCGUGCUCGACGCGAACGAGUUGACGGAGACGAGCACGAUUUUUCCUUUCACGCCGAUUCUGGUGCCGCUGUCCAAGGAGCCGACAAAGAUCGUGACAGCGCCGCCGCCCGCGAGCCCGCCGGCGACUCCCUCCGUGCCGGCGACCGAUGAUUCGGGAUCUUCGAAGAAGUGGGUAUUCGUCGGCGUUGGUGUCGGAGGCGGUGCGCUCGCGAUUGCUCUUGCUGCUCUCGCGCUCUGGUUCUUCUGCUAUCACCCUCAGAAGCGCAAGCAAUCGAAAUCGUCCGGUUUAACGCCCAAGAAGUUCUCGGAAACCUCCCCGACGGAUUACGCUUCUGUGGCAGUGAAGGACGGUUCCUUCUCUGGCUUUUCUUCCGGCAUUCGAGAAGCCAUUGAAACUCUGACCGUGUAUACCUUCCAGGACUUGCAGGCGGCCACCGGGUUCUUCAGCGAGGAGAACAAGAUCAAGGGCUCGGUGUAUCGCGGCAAGUUCAAGAACGACAGCGCCGCGGUGAAAGUCCUGAAGGGCGACGUCUCGAGCGAGAUCAACAUCUUGAGGCAGAUCAACCAUUCCAACAUUAUCAGGCUUUCCGGGUUCUGCGUCCAUGAGGGGAACACUUACCUCGUUUAUGAGUUUGCUGAGAAUGGAUCUCUCAGCGACUGGCUUCACUCCAAGAAGUUCGAAAGUUCCCCAGUUCUAUCAUGGAAGCAGAGGGUUCAGGUCGCGUACCACAUAGCCGAUGGGCUCAACUAUCUGCACAACUACACGAAUCCCCCCUACAUCCACAAGAAUCUGAAGAGCAGCAAUGUUCUCUUGGACGCCAAUUUCAGAGCAAUGGUCGCGAAUUUCGGGCUGGCGAGAGUCGCGGAAGACAGCGAGGAAGGCGGACUUCAGAUGACCAGGCAUGUCGUCGGGACUCAAGGUUACAUGGCCCCGGAGUACAUAGAGAAUGGAGUGAUCACGCCGAAGUUAGAUGUUUUCGCCUUCGGGGUCGUGAUGCUGGAGCUCUUGUCCGGAAGGGAAGCUGCCGGAGACUCCAAGAAUGGAGAGGAGUUGCUGUCCGCAGCCAUCAAGAGGGUGCUCGAUGGAGACAACGUGAGGGAAAAUCUACGAGGCUUCAUAGAUUUUUCGCUUAAGAACGAGUAUCCUUUGGACUUGGCAUUUUCCAUGGCAGAGCUUGCGAAGAGAUGCGUCGCCAACGAUCUGAAUGCUCGCCCUGAGAUGGCCGAAGUUUUCAUGACUCUUUCCAAGAUCUUGUCUUCCUCAUUGGACUGGGAUCCAUCAGACGAGCUUGAUCGAUCCCGGGCAAUGAGUCUUGGUAGGUAAAUUAGGACGAAUCCGAUUGCCAAGUUCACUGGUCGAAGCGUCAGUCGUCGGUGUCCGUAUACGUAAUCCGGCGAAAUAGUAAGUUCUGGGGUGGGUUGAUUCAGGGACCAUCUCGUUGCGAAAUGCUUGUAUGAUGUUAUAGGCAAAGGCGUUGGAAUAAGUUAGCGUUAACGGUGCAUUCCUAGUUCGGCUAGGAAAAACAUACAUUAAUAUAAAAGGCAGUAACGAAGACUUUAA
Syzygium oleosum is the source of this 2295-nucleotide messenger RNA. RefSeq names its product protein LYK5. Lineage: Eukaryota; Viridiplantae; Streptophyta; Magnoliopsida; Myrtales; Myrtaceae. The transcript has a single exon. Gene Ontology annotation, biological process: protein phosphorylation. The coding region runs from base 106 to 2058 and encodes 650 amino acids. Gene Ontology annotation, molecular function: protein kinase activity; ATP binding. The record is from RefSeq and is a predicted model, not a curated record.